Molecule: messenger RNA, 1503 nt
Organism: Moesziomyces antarcticus
Lineage: Eukaryota; Fungi; Basidiomycota; Ustilaginomycetes; Ustilaginales; Ustilaginaceae
Product: DNA polymerase Delta, small subunit
Exons: 2
Coding region: 1-1503 (500 amino acids)
Biological process (GO): DNA replication; DNA strand elongation involved in DNA replication
Cellular component (GO): delta DNA polymerase complex
Molecular function (GO): DNA binding
Source: RefSeq, a predicted model, not a curated record
AUGCCGACAACAAUACAGCGCGAUAUGAUCGCUUCACCCAGCGAUGCGGCAGGUGCCGACGAGCUCGCCAAGACCUUUGUCGUCCCUUUAGGCUCGCGCUCGUACAGCAAGCAGUACGCCCAACUGUACGACUACCGUCUAGCGUACCUCAAGAAGCGCAUCUUGCCGCGUGCAAAGGCGCGUUGGGUCGACAACUUCGAGACCUUCUCCCAGUCGCAGUCUCAGCCAUCGUCUCAGCUCGACCCAUCCGACGCGGGGCCCUCAUCGCCACGACUCAGGAUGCAGGAUCCGCCCAAGUUGGUCGAUCGAAUCCUCGACGUGCGCCAUGGCGACAUCUGCUAUGUCGUCGGUAAUGUAUACUGCGCUAUGCCACUCAAGCCCGACGUCCUCGAAGACCUCACGCGCGAGCAAUGGCUCGCUCCACAACCAGUGCGUGCCAAGUACGUCGACUAUGACAAGGACGAGCUGCUCAUCGAGGACCAGAGUGGACGCGUAAAGCUCGUCGGCGAUGCUAUCCGAAGCGGCGGUCCGCUUCGCUCCAUGCUCAUCACAGGGGUUGUCGCCGCUGUGCUAGGCACCGAGACGCGCACCGGCGAUUUCGACGUAGUCGAUGCCGUCUUUGCGUCCCUUCCCGUGCCUCCACCAGCGGCUCCGAUAUCGACCAAGAAAGCUGCCGCUGGUGACGAUCAGUGGGUUGUUCUCAUGAGCGGCAUGGCCAUCGGCGGCGAGUCGGCGCUCGAGUCGGAGCUCGCCAUGCAGCUUCUCGUCGAGUACCUCACUGGCGAGCUUGGAGACGAUGCAGAUCGGGCGUCGAGCUCAUGCGUGGUCGCAGCCAUCAUUGCGGGCAACUCGCUCGCGCCACCCACACGCUCCGAGGACGAAGAUCGCCCCAAACGCUACGGGCAGGAGCAGCCGACGUUUUCGUCGGCGCCAACGCUGGCGCUCGACCAGCUGCUCUCCGACCUGUGUUCCGCCAUGCCGGUCCAUCUGUUGCCCGGCGAGCGCGAUCCAGCGUCGGUGGCCAUCCCGCAGCAGCCCAUCCACUUUGCGCUCCUCCCGCGCGCCGGCCGCUUCGACUCGCUCCACCGCCACACCAAUCCGGCGUGGCUGUCGCUGGGCAACCUCAAGCUGCUGGGCACCUCUGGUCAGAACAUCGACGACAUCUUCAAGUACGUCGACGAGCCCGAUUCGGCACGUAUCGACAUGGCACUGCGCACGCUCGAGUGGGGCCACCUCGCACCCACCGCGCCCGACACGCUGUGGUGCUAUCCAUUCAAGUCGACCGACCCGUUCGUGCUCAAGGAUCGUCCGGACGUGCUAUUUGUCGGCAACCAACCGAGCUACGCCUCUGCCAUGUACACGUUCGACCCCGACAUCGAUGCCAAGGCUCAUCAAGGAUGCAGGGUGGUGCUCGUGCCCGAAUUUGCAAGGACCAGACAGGUGGUGCUGCUCAACCUCGCCUCGCUCGACACCAAACUCGUCACCAUCGACGUGCCACUGUAG